AUGAGCCGCCCCGCGCCGCCGCCGCCGCGCCGCGCCGCCGCGCUCCUCCUGCCGGCCGCCCGCUGCCGCAGCGCCCCGGCCAAGCGGCUCCCGCCGCUGCCCGACGGCCCCGCCGAGGAGGCGCCGGCCGCCAAGUGCCCGCGCCUCGCCGACUGCCCCGGCGGCGCCGCCGACUGCCUCAGCGCGCCGGGCUCGCCCUGCGCGCCGGCCGGCGGCGGCGGGGGCAGCGGCGCGGCGGGGCCGAGCCUCAUCGCCUCCUACCUGCUGCUGCCGCUGGCCGAGCGCGAGCAGGUGUCGCGGGCGCUGAGCGUCAGCUCCGGCCGCGAGCUCCGCUGCAAGGUGUUCCCUCUCAAACACUACCAGGACAAGAUCCGGCCUUACAUUCAGCUGCCGUCACACAGGAACAUCACCGGGGUCGUAGAAGUGAUCCUCGGGGACACCAAGGCCUACGUCUUCUUCGAGAAGGACUUUGGGGACAUGCACUCCUACGUGAGGAGCUGCAAAAGGCUGCGGGAGGAGGAGGCUGCCCGGCUUUUCAAGCAGAUCGUCUCGGCUGUAGCUCACUGCCACCAGUCGGCCAUCGUGCUCGGUGACCUCAAGCUCAGGAAAUUUGUCUUUUCUAAUGAAGAACGGACGCAGCUGCGGCUCGAGAGCCUGGAAGACACGCACAUCAUCAAAGGCGAAGACGACGCGCUGUCCGACAAACACGGCUGCCCCGCGUACGUCAGCCCCGAGAUCCUCAACACGACGGGGACUUACUCCGGGAAAUCGGCUGACGUGUGGAGUUUGGGAGUAAUGCUCUACACCCUCCUGGUGGGACGCUACCCCUUCCACGACUCGGACCCCAGUACUCUCUUUUCCAAAAUCCGACGUGGACAGUUCUGUAUCCCCGACCAUGUCUCUCCCAAAGCCAGAUGCCUCAUCCGCAGCCUCCUGAGGCGGGAGCCCUCCGAAAGACUUACCGCUCCAGAGAUCUUGCUUCAUCCUUGGUUUGAAGCAGUCUUGGAGCCUGGAUAUACAGACCAGGAAACGAGAACUUCAGAUCAAAUCGUGCCAGAAUAUCACGGAGACAGUGACGAUAUUAGUUCCUUCUUCUGCUAAUCCUAAAAAUCUCAAAAAAACCCUCACGAUUCUCACACACAGCAUCUUUUUUUCCCCCCUUUCUUUUCCAUGUUGCAAACUCACAGUAUCUUAAAGUGCCAGUAUGGUCAGAAAAGUGACCUUUAAAAUAAUUGUCAUCAAGCUGUAGAUCCGCUCCCUGAGCCUGUGUCGGGUCUCACCUGCUUGCUUUGCUGGUAGGUCCUUGCCGCUGGCCCUGGAGGACCCACGCAGGAGCCGCCUGGCUCUUCUCCUGCCUCUCGUGUCCUCCACCGCUGCGACGGGCUCAGUGUGUGUUGCAGAGCCGUAUCGCUGUGCACAGAAGAGGCGGAAAGGUGGCUCUUUGGGUUUCCCCAUCUUCAGCGGCUAAGGGGGUCCCACCGGUGAAACAUAGCAGGUGGAGGGGGCAAGAGGCGCCUUCCUACCUGGGCAAAUUUGACAGGAAUUGGUAAAAAGGGGAAUCGACUUGGAGUGCCACCGCGGCAGUCCUACAGAGGGUUUUUCUGACUGUAAGUGCACUUUCCCGCGGGAAGGAGGUCUUAAUCCACCACGUCCAGCCCGCUGAGCGUUGCUCCAGUAGAACUUUUUUUCUGUAGGUGAAUAACAUGAAGCUGGUAAAGGUCCAUCCGCAAGACUAGUCACUACCGUGAUCACUGCUGUGACUCUUCACAAAAGAGAAAAUAGCUGAUCCCACAGCUGGAUCCCCUCUGAUUGCGUUUGCUGAACACGCAAGCGUUUUAAAUAUGCUUAAGCCUAAGGUCACCAUGGCAUAUUUUAUAUCAUCUUAUGCCUUCAGUGAGCUUUGCAAGUAGCAGGUCUUGUCAGCUCUGAGUGCCAAAACAUAUCCGUUUACCAAAGCGUAACACUAUGGGCUGGGCUGCCUUCCCUUGGAAAAUGAUAAGGGGUAUACUUGUACAGUAUACGUGACUGCUUUUGUGUUUUCCUACAGGCUCCAGUCUUUAAAACAUCACAUCUCCUCCUCCCCCCCCCCCCCCCCGCCACCUCCAGAAAGGUAGUCUUAAGCAUAAAAUCUCUAUACAUCCAUAGUUAAUUAUUCAGGUACGUUGUUUGCCUCCAGCUACGUUAUUCCCCCCCCCCCUUCAAAAAAAAAUUUUUUUUUGCAUGAUUAUUCAUAGUCUUUCCAAUGUGCGUGGAUAACGAACAGAUCUAAAUCAUUAGCUGCCUGGGUCAGGGGUAAGUCGAGACCUGCCUGAAAUUUCUGCUUUGUUUGACGUUUGCGUCCGGCGUAGAGGGAUGUCCGUUCACGCGUGCGGUUUCGGAAAUGGAUGUUGGGUGGUUGGUGCAUAUCCCCAGCGCGGCCCGGCGAUGACCAAGCUGUCCGAAGGGUUCCCCGUGGCCGCAGCACCCACCUUGGGGGAGCACCACGUAUACCUCAUGGACUGUGUGCUCUGUACAUACCUUCCUGCUGGGGGUCGUUGGGUGGGUCUUUUUAUUUUUAUUUUUUUCCGGCUUGUUGUACUUUGCUUGUCCUAUUAAGAGGUGUUGAAGAGCAAUUUAAUGUGAAUUAUCGGCAAUACUAACUUGACAGAAUCAUGAGCAUCAAGAGCAGAGCGCUACCGCUCUCCGUUGCACUAAAUCUCUCAUGAUUGCUUGACAUUUGUAUCUGUGAUACAGUUUAACCCCUCUCUGAAAAGCAGUACCUUUGUAUAUAUUGGUGGAAAACUCUGCCAGAAAAGCUAAAAACACUAUGUCCAACUUGUAAAUAUGUGUGUGUAUAUAUAUAUAUAUAAUGUGGAAACCUGGAUGAUAAAGUCUGACUUGUAGAAAGUUUUAAUAAACUCGGUUUCAUAA
Messenger RNA from Rhea pennata, 2910 nucleotides. It is a transcript of the gene TRIB1, whose product is annotated as tribbles pseudokinase 1. Gene Ontology annotation, cellular component: nucleus. The coding region runs from base 1 to 1101 and encodes 366 amino acids. Gene Ontology annotation, molecular function: ATP binding; protein kinase activity; mitogen-activated protein kinase kinase binding. The transcript has 3 exons. Gene Ontology annotation, biological process: positive regulation of proteasomal ubiquitin-dependent protein catabolic process; protein phosphorylation; regulation of MAP kinase activity. Lineage: Eukaryota; Metazoa; Chordata; Aves; Rheiformes; Rheidae. The record is from RefSeq and is a predicted model, not a curated record.